Molecule: messenger RNA, 1047 nt
Organism: Eruca vesicaria subsp. sativa (arugula)
Lineage: Eukaryota; Viridiplantae; Streptophyta; Magnoliopsida; Brassicales; Brassicaceae
Source: the annotation of a GenBank genome assembly
CUUAUUAGUAGCUCUCCAUUUAUAUCUCCCAACAACACAAACAUAAAACUCUACUUCUCGUCGGCUCAUUAUCUGUAUAUACACUUUUUUUAUUUUCCACACAUAUCUCAGUCUCUCGUACCAAUUAUUACAGUUUUGAUUAUUUGCAGUGAUCAUUGGAUAUGGGUCGGGCCAAAUUGGAGAUAAAGCCGAUACAGAAGAGUACGAACAGGCAAAUUACGUACUCAAAACGUAAAAAAGGUUUAAUAAAAAAGGCCUAUGAGUUGUCAACACUUUGUGAUAUUGAUCUUGCCUUACUCAUGUUCUCCCCAUCCGAUCGCCUAUGUCUCUUUUCCAGUCAAAUCAGGAUUGAAGACGUUCUUGCAAGGUACAUCAAUCUCCCUGAUCAAGAAAGAGAGAAUGCUGUAGUUUUCCCUGAUCAAAGCAAACGCCAAGCUAUCCAAAACAAACAUUAUUUGUUAAGGACUCUUGAACAACUCAAAACCGAGAACGACAUGGCCUUCCAAAUCAACGAGCCUCGCCCAGCUAUCCACUCCGAUAUUGAGGAACUUGAGCAAGAGGUUUGUAGAUUACAACAACAGCUUCAGAUUUCUGAGGAAGAGCUGAGGAAAUUUGAACCCGAUCCAGUGAGAUUUACAUCAAUGGAGGAGAUGGAAGCAUGUGAAGCUCAUCUACUGAAGACUCUGAAACGUGUUGUUCAGAGAAGGGAACAUUUGUUGAGCAGAUCCUGCGAAGCACCAAGUACCCAACAAAGCAUGGAAAAUAUCAAUCUAAACAACGUCAUCGAAGGCUGGGGUCCUGAGGCUGGAUCCAAAAAAGGCCCAUAUAAUAGUUAAAUCAGCCCAUCAGUUAAGCUAUGAUCUACUGUUGCAAGGAUGCAGUUCAGAUCAUACGCAAGCUCCAAAGUGAUAUUGGGUGAAUCACAAAAAUGCAUCUUGUUGACAAAAUAAGCGAUGUGUGUAUUGUGUAAGUCCUACGGCUUUUAUCUUUCAAACUACGAACUAUUGUUUGAUAAAGUUUUGAAAAUAUCAUCUAUUGUUGGUUAGC